Messenger RNA from Miscanthus lutarioriparius, 621 nucleotides. The record is from the annotation of a GenBank genome assembly. Lineage: Eukaryota; Viridiplantae; Streptophyta; Magnoliopsida; Poales; Poaceae.
AUGGCCGCCAUCUUGGAUGCUAUGGGACCCUACGUGAUGGAGCUGAUAGCCAACAUGGCAACAGAAGAGGUGAAAAUGUUGCUGGGUAUAUCCGGCGAUAUUGAGAAGCUAGAGAACAACAUGGAAAGUAUCAAAUGCUUCCUUGCUGAUACUGAGAGGAAGCGCAUCACUGAAUUGAGUGUGCAAAGAUGGGUGCAGAAGCUCAAGAACGCCAUGUAUGAUGUCAUUGACAUCCUAGACCUAUGUCAAAUCGAAGCUGACAAGCAGAGCAAAUCGAAAGGUAGCAGCUUGGUUGAAAAGGCUCCGUGUUGCUGCCAGCCAUUGCUCUCCUGCCUACGAAAUCCUGUGUUCGCACACGAGAUAGGCAGCCGCAUCAAGGAGCUCAACCAGAGGCUGGACAACAUAUACAAAGAGGCGGACAAGUUCAACUUCGUCAUCAAUCUAGGCUCCCACCCGGACCAGAGGAUGUCCACUAGCGAGAAGAUGACAUCUGAGUUUGUUGAGUCAGCCAUUGUUGGUGAGAAGAUUGCGAUAGAGGCUCACAAGUUCAACUUCGUCAUCAAUCUAAGUUUGUUGAGUCAGCCAUUGUUGUUGAGCUUGGUUGAAAAUGGCCAUGAUUAG